AUGGUUCGCGUCAUCAUCAAAGGCGGUGUGUGGAAGAACACUGAAGAUGAGAUUCUCAAGGCUGCCAUCUCCAAAUAUGGCAAGAAUCAGUGGGCGCGUAUCUCGUCGCUCUUGGUCCGCAAGACACCAAAACAGUGCAAAGCCAGAUGGUACGAAUGGCUCGACCCUUCCAUUAAGAAGACCGAGUGGUCCAAAGAAGAAGAUGAAAAGCUCCUUCACCUUGCCAAGCUCAUGCCUACACAGUGGCGCACAAUAGCCCCACUUGUUGGCAGAACCGCUAAUCACUGUCUUGAGCGCUAUCAGAAGCUUCUCGAUCAGGCCGAGGCUCAAGACAAUCAGGCUACCUCUAGCUCUCUCGGUCUCAUCGGCACCGGCGAAGCCGUCCCCAGCGCAGAUGACGUCCGCCGUCUACGCCCCGGUGAAAUUGACCCAGAUCCGGAAACCAAACCUGCCAGGCCUGACCCCAUCGACAUGGAUGAAGAUGAAAAAGAGAUGCUUUCAGAAGCUCGAGCACGACUUGCUAACACACAAGGUAAGAAGGCCAAGCGCAAGGCCCGAGAACGCGCUCUCGAGCAAUCCCGCCGUCUUGCCAUGCUUCAGAAGCGCAGAGAGCUCAAAGCUGCUGGCAUCACAAUCAAACAAAAGCCAAAGAAGGGUUCUGUCGACUACAAUGCCGAUGUUCCAUUCGAGAAGAAGCCGCUUCCCGGCUUCUACGACACGAGCGCCGAGACCUCCAAAUCGUACAAGGCACCCAUCGGCAAAACGCUGCAGGAGCUCAACAAUCGAAACGCUGGCCCCGAAGAUGCCACAAAGAGUAAGCGUCAGCGUGAGGCUGAGGAGAAAAACAAACAAGCCAAACAGCCGAUCGCAGGUCCAAGUGACGAGCACAUUCGCAAGCUCAAGGAAGCUGACCAAAUCACCAAGCGGCGCAAACUCAACCUGCCCGCUGCUCAAGUUGGCCAAGACGAGCUGGAAGCCAUCGUCAAGAUCGGCCUAGCAGGCGAACGUGCGCGUUUCUUAGUUCAAGACGGCUCUAGCGAUGCUACCGACAGCUUGCUCGAAAACUACUCGGCGCUCGAUUCGGCAAAAGCGACCCGUACCCCUCAACUAGCAGCCCACGAAGACUCUGUCAUGAGAGAGGCCAACCAUCUUCGCCUCAUAUCCUCAAUGCAGACCCCGCUCCUGGGCGAUGUCAACGUGGACUUGCAAUCAUCCAAAUCCUCGGGUAUUCAGACGCCUGGAUCCUUCGUACCUCAAACACCCAACCCGCUCUUGACACCUGGUCUCCGAAACGGACAGACUCCAGCCUCGGCAAGCGACUCGAGACUCCAUGCAGACACCAGCACGCCACAAAGGACGCCGCUGCGCGACAACUUGGGUCUCAAUGUCGACGAUAGCUUUCAAGCUGGUCAUGAGACGCCAAGAGAGCUCAAGCGGGCACGUAGCCUGGCCCAGUCUCACCUCAGGCAGAGUCUCUCAUCGUUGCCCGCGCCAAAGAACGACUUUGACAUUGUCGUCGAUGAACAGGACGUCGAAUUGCAAGCGAAUUCGAGCAGCAGACUUGAUAACGAGCCUGCUAUGAGUGAAGAGGACGCAGCGGAACGUGAUGCCAGACUUGCUCGUCAAGCCGCCGAGGAGGAAGCCAGAUCCGAGGCGCGCCGCAGUCAAGUUGUGCGUCGCAAUCUGCCGCGACCGGCACAAGUCGAUUUGUCGCGCUUGCACAAUCAGAUUGAUUCUCGCUACCGCGAUCGGGUAGAGCUUCUCGUUGCACGCGAAACGGCCCAACUCUUGCAUCACGACGCCAACGUGCAUCCCAUUGCUGGAGGCAAGCAUCCCGAGCCUGAGGCGGUGCAAUUCGAUACGCUGUCCGAUACAUCCUUAAUUACCGCUCGAGAGCUUAUGCGUAAAGAGCUAGCCGAACAGCUUGGAUUCCCCGGUGCCAAUCAGGAGGCUCUGAAACGUAUGGUGGCAGCUUCGCUCAAUGACGACGAGGAGGGUAUGCAAAGACUGGAGGAUGCGCUCAAGCAACAAUGGUACGAGGCAAGAAACAACAAGUCGCAGCUUGUGGAACAAUUGGAGGUGACACGCGCCAAGAUGGCUCGAAUAGCAUCACAAGCGGCCAAGGGCGAAAAGAUGCUGACGAAAGUGCUAGGCGGCUAUCAGGCGCGGAGCGUGGCGCUCCUGAAUUCGACCAAGGAGCAGUUCAAGGCGCUGCAAGAAGCGGCCAUUUCGCGCGAGACAUUCGAGUAUCUCGGUCGGGGAGAACAGUGUGGUAAGGCCGACCGACUCGACUCGCUGCGCAAAGAGGUCGAAAGUUUGGCUAGGCGGGAAAGUAUGGCUCAGACGGCGUACAAACUCUUGGCAGAGGAGCGGAGCACGCUGCAGGAACAUUGUGAGAUGCUUGAGAUGGAACUUCUCAUGCGACAGGCUGAGUCUCUCAACGAGGCUAAUCUGUCUGCCUAG
Mycosarcoma maydis (corn smut) is the source of this 2463-nucleotide messenger RNA. RefSeq lists its product as uncharacterized. Bases 1 to 2463 code for a protein of 820 amino acids. Gene Ontology annotation, biological process: mRNA splicing, via spliceosome. Gene Ontology annotation, cellular component: Prp19 complex; spliceosomal complex. NCBI's taxonomy places the organism in Eukaryota, Fungi, Basidiomycota, Ustilaginomycetes, Ustilaginales. The record is from RefSeq and is a predicted model, not a curated record. The transcript has a single exon.